GUGGGUCUGGGGGGGAGAAGAGAAGGCUAGGAUGUCAGGCCUUGCCCCACGAAUCGUCUCGUCAUGGCUGGUAACUCUGCCCCGAACUUGCCGUGCCGAACCAGGCCCCGCACAGAGUGCCUGACCUAGGCUCAGCUUGGAGGUCAGCCGAGGUGGUUCAAUGGUUGGGUCCAGCGUUUGUGGCUCAUGUGAACCAUGUCGACGCCUGGCUGGCCCGAAGCGAUUCGGAGCUCACGUGCCGCACGAGUGUCGCAAUGGACAUCAGUCUUGCUGGGAACACCGAAAAUGAAGUGUCCUUUGAUGUUCAACCUGCUGCUCAGCUGACUGGAGCUAUUCCAUACGCCAGUCUUGAUGUGCUCCGAGAAAUUCGGGCUCUAAAUUUGGAAGUAGAAAUACCCCUCUGUGCGCAUAUGCUGUCUAAGGCACACUGAGCUGGUGCUACAGGUAGUAAUAGUCCUCGUUGCCACUGGGCUCGUGCUUUCGAGUCGUUGUGCUUGGUUCUCGAAGCCAUGGCGGCGCUUUUACGCACCGCUGCUCAGCAGCAGAGCAUGACGAGUUUGGUCUUGAAAAAGCCCUUCGUAGGGGAGACUACACGAUUCCGUUCCUUCGCAGCAGAAAGAUUCCUCAAGUGCUCGCAAGCCGACAGGGGACAGUCUCGAAAUAGGUUCACAUCGCUGAGAGUCAGCUCAGUCCUUGAGGUACCGAGUAGCCUUGAGGGCUCCCUCUCUCCUGUGGUGUUUCCAACGCCUGAUGACGGCGAUUCAACCACGAAAAGGUGGAAGGUCCUUCCUGACAUGUGGCCAACUCUUUCGAAGCAGUACGGUGACAAGAUCGCUGUUUUCGAUCCACACCACGGUCAGAAGCGAGGCUUGACGUUUUCGGAGCUCGAAACCGCAAUCCACGACUUCGGUGAAGGUCUCCGUGUCUAUGGGCUGAAGCAAGGAGAGUGCGCAGCGCUUUUUGCUGAGAACUCGCAUCGAUGGCUUAUUGCUGAUCAAGGCGUCAUGGAUAUUGGUGCUCGUGACGCGGUUCGAGGAGCAAAAUCGUCAGGAGCGGAGUUAUUUCACAUUCUGGAAAACUCUGACAGUACCGCCGUCAUCGUGGAUAACGUAGACGUUCUCGAGCGCAUCGCCCCUUUCCUCGAAGCUUCUUCAGUGAAGGAGAUUGUCAACUUCGCGGUUGUCCUUUGGCCUCCUGUCGCCAAAGGCCAGCCAACCAGCUCUGACUGGAAGGCCAGAAGCAAGUGCUUCAAAUGGUUUCCUCUGCACUCGUUCGAGGAAGUAUCAGCAGCUGGGAGGGCCAGCAGGCUCACUCAUGAUGCGUUAUCGCGCUCGGAGCCUCGUCAGACCUCUAGACCUGAUGACGUGGCAACAUUGGUGUACACGUCUGGAACGACCGGGAAUCCCAAGGGAGUGAUGCUCACGCACAACAACCUGAUGCAUCAGGUCAACAACUUCACAUGUGCCCUGACGCCCGAGUCUGGUGAUGUCAUGUUGAGCCUGCUACCCCCGUGGCACAUGUACGAGCGCUCAUGCGAGUACUUCCUGCUGAGCCAUGGCGUCCAGCUUGUCUACAGCAAUGUCAAGUCGUUCAAGGAGGAUCUGGUGAAACAUCCUCCGGACUACUUUGUUGCUGUUCCACUUGUCUUUGAGGUUCUAUACAGCGGAGUCCAGAAAAAGCUUGCUGCAGCAUCAGCUGCCAGAGCAGCAGUCGCCAAGUUCCUGAUGAAAAUUAGCUGCCUCCACAAGGAAGCUCUGCGCGUCUGGACAGGAUUAGCAGUCCUUCGUUCGCAAGAAAGCACUCAGGGGCUCAUGUUUGCCAAGGCGCUGGUGGAAACUCUGGGAGCAGGGCUGUUGGCGCUGGUGCUGCUGCCUCUCCACCUGCUGGCAGAGAAGCUUGUGUACGCCAAGGUCAAAGCUGCAAUCGGCAUUAAAAAGGCAGCAGUAAGUGGUGGAGGAAGCUUGCCAUCGCAUGUGGACAAAUUCUUCGAGCAAAUCGGGAUUACUCUGCUCAAUGGAUAUGGCCUCACAGAGACCUCUCCUGUGCUGACAGUCCGACAAAGUUCCAAAAAUGCACUGGGGAGCAUUGGGAGUCCAGUUCCAGGAACGGAGAUCAAGAUUGUGGAUCUGGAGACAGGGUUUGGUCUGCCUGCAGGCCAGCGAGGGCUGGUCAAAGCACGUGGCCCACAAGUGAUGAAGGGCUACUACAAGAAUCCGUCUGCCACAGCAAUCGCAAUUGAUGAGGAUGGCUGGUUCUCAACAGGCGAUCUCGGGUGGAUCUCCCCUCUGAAGCCAGUUGGUGCUGCUCGAAAUGCUGGAGGGCUCCUGGUCCUGGACGGUCGAGCCAAGGACACGAUUGUCCUCGCCAGUGGCGAGAAUGUGGAGCCUGCUUUCGUCGAGGAGGCUGCUCUUAGAAGCCAUGUCAUCCGCCAGAUAAUGCUGAUUGGCCAGGACCAGAGGAAGCUUGGAGCGCUGAUUGUUGUGAAUGAGGAGGAGAUGGAGGCUUCCGUGGCAAGCAUGAGGGCUGAGAAGGGGGUGGAUGGAACCGAGGUGACAGAAGAGGAACAGAGAAGGGUGGUGCGACAAGAACUCACCCGCUGCUUGACAGAGGCUGGGUGUUUGGCGCAUGAGCGAGUUGGGCCAUUUGCAAUCCUCAAAGAAGCAUUUACGGUCGAAAAUGGUCUCCUCACUGCGACGAUGAAGAUGCGUCGUGAUGUGAUUUACGACCGGCACAAGGAGCUUUGUGACCAUCUCUUCCAGCAUUAACUCACUCAAGGUUCCACUCUAGCUGUUCAAAGCAGUGAAUUGUAUCUGUGGAGAUGGUCUGUGGGUCCUGCGGAAUAUAGAUUGUUGAUUUCUUUUUGUAUAGAUGGUGUUCAUGACGAGUGGUCAUGGAUGUGCAAUAAUGUUGAUCACAGUGAUCCAAAACAACCAACAAAUUGGUAUCUGCAAGUGACUGCCAUUUGAGCAAGAGUUUGAACCAGGGCCCAAAUUU
Closterium sp. NIES-67 is the source of this 2994-nucleotide messenger RNA. The record is from the annotation of a GenBank genome assembly. NCBI's taxonomy places the organism in Eukaryota, Viridiplantae, Streptophyta, Zygnematophyceae, Desmidiales, Closteriaceae.